Messenger RNA from Linnemannia hyalina, 1872 nucleotides. The record is from the annotation of a GenBank genome assembly. NCBI's taxonomy places the organism in Eukaryota, Fungi, Mortierellomycota, Mortierellomycetes, Mortierellales, Mortierellaceae.
AUGGCUCUGUUUCAAGUGAUCGCGCCCAAGUGCUCUCAGUACCCUCAGGCAGGCCCUCAGCUGGAAGCCAUGCGGACUCAUAUCUCUGGACUCAAGGCGACUCAUGCACUCGGAACCGAGGUCGUGGGAGCCUUUGACCAUACCAUUCAUCGUCAGCUCGUCGCCAAUACUCCUCCAAGAGCCAUUGCCCUGUUGAACUUUGACGAGACAAUCGAACAACUUGUACAAAUGUGCACGGACCUCAUGUCGAUCGGGAAGGCCCUCCCCUUCACAGACACCGCAAACUUGGUCAACUUCUUCAUACUGUUUGGAAGUCAAAAACCAGCGCCAGGAGCAUUCCCGCGCUCCAUCCUCCAAACCGUGCUCUACGAGGACAGAAUUGUCAUGGGCUCCCGCAAAGUUGAAGACGUCGUCCGCGAAUCCAUCCAGGAAACCGUCUCGCCCGUCUCCUGGAUCUUUGACAACUUUGACGUUCUCCAGACCAAACUCGGUGGGGCCGGUAAUACGACCCCAGCCUCGGAAUUUCAGAUGCUGGAGUCUAUUCCUGAAUUGGCCGAGGACAAUAUCUCUUCGUACAAGUUGCGGAUCCAGACGAAUGUUGUCAUGUUUGUCGAGAAGGCAACAAAACCGUUUGUGGACACGCUGCAGAUUAUGGGCCAGAAUACGUCGAGACAGAGGAGGAACUUGCGCAAGAUUGUGCAGCUUUGGGAGACGUUGCAGGAGCAGGCUGAAGUCUUUGAUGCAGAUGUGCAUGCUGUCCUCGAGGAGUUGCGAAUUCAUCAGCUGGGGCCUACUGAUGAUGAAUAUGGAGCUCUGGAACAACCGGCGGCACCGUUUUAUUUUGUCUCGUGGGUGUAUCAUUUGAAGCUCUGGGUCAUGGAAUGGCUGUUGCUCCUUGGAUCUGAACUUGAGCUUUAUUCGCCCUUUGAAUACUCCAUGGUUUACGCAUACGUGGAUUCGGUGCUAGGCGCACAUUCUCAACAUUUACAGCGCAUCAGGUCCAUCAUCCAGUCAGAAGUCAUAGAACCCGAACCCGUUGUACCCAUCGACCCCAUCCUCACCAAAGAAACCCACGAAGAAUCCGGCAUCAAGGACACUUCAGAACAAAAGAAGAAAAAGAAAAAGAAAAAGAAGCCCUCCGCCUCCGCCACUACCGCCACCACCACACCCACAACCGCAGGAAAAGUCAUCGAAUACGCCAAACCCAAAAAGACGCUCCUGAUGUGGCAGUACCUGACAUCGGUCAAGAUGCAGUUGACACGAGGCGUCUUCUUGGUCCUGGCUUCUCUCACCAAGGCAGGCCAUUUGACGACGACUCCGCCUCAUAUUGCGAGCCAUGGAUUGAACGAUUUGGAGACAUUGUUUGCCCAUCGCUUCCGGGCAUUCAGGUUGUUGUCAUCGCCUGAGGCGCUGACUUUUGAGAACUUUCUGAGCCGGGUCGACUGUGAUGGUCUCGACUCGAUUGCAAUUUUGGACUACGCGAACGACUACUUUUCUGAAGCUCAACGAGUCCUGGACCAGCUCUUGAUGCUCUCCGCGACUGAAGCAGAAGUCCUCCUCUGCGAAGAUGCUUGGCGCAAGGAUAUCAAAAACAUGAUCAAGGUGUGCAUCGCUAGCAAGAUCGGAAUCGCAGGUCUGCAAAAAGACGCAAGGAUGCUCGAGCUCAGAAAGUCAACACUGGAAGCCCAGAAACGGAAACCGGCAGCAUCUUCACCAGGACCCAAGCUCACGACCGCUCAAAUCAAGUCCUCGCCAUCUUCAGGUUCAAAAGCUUCAGCACCGGUGCUCAAGGCACCCGUGAGGAAGGUAGUCUUUGAAUGGAAGUAUCAUUCUUGGUGGCCCGUUGUUACCCUUGCUCCGCCAUCAUCAUAG